GCUUUAGUGCAGUGCUCUGGCGAGUAGUCCUCCCUCAGCCGCAGUCUCUGGGCCUCUUCAGCUUGAGCGGCGGCGAGCCUGCUACACUCGCUAAGCUCCUCCGGCACCGCGCACUUGCCACUGCCACUGCCGCUUCGCGCCCGCUGCAGCCGCCGGCUCUGAAUCCUUCUGGCUUCCGCCUCAGAGGAGUUCUUAGCCUGUCCCGAACCGUAACCCCGGCGAGCAGAUGGAGCUGGACCAUAUGACGACCGGCGGCCUCCACGCCUACCCUGCCCCGCGGGGUGGGCCGGCCGCCAAACCCAAUGUGAUCCUGCAGAUUGGUAAGUGCCGAGCUGAGAUGCUGGAGCACGUACGGAGGACCCACCGGCAUCUGUUGACCGAAGUGUCCAAGCAGGUGGAGCGAGAGCUGAAAGGGUUGCACAGGUCGGUGGGCAAGCUGGAGAACAACUUGGACGGCUAUGUGCCCACGGGCGACUCACAGCGCUGGAAGAAGUCCAUCAAGGCCUGUCUCUGCCGCUGCCAGGAGACCAUCGCCAACCUGGAGCGCUGGGUCAAGCGUGAGAUGCACGUGUGGAGGGAGGUCUUCUACCGUCUGGAGAGGUGGGCCGACCGCCUGGAGUCCAUGGGCGGCAAGUACCCAGUGGGCAGCGAGCCGGCCCGCCACACUGUCUCUGUAGGUGUGGGGGGUCCAGAGCCCUACUGCCAGGAAGCUGAUGGCUACGACUACACUGUUAGCCCCUAUGCCAUCACCCCGCCACCUGCCGCAGGAGAGCUGCCUGAGCAGGAGUCAGUUGGGGCUCAGCAAUACCAGUCUUGGGUGCCAGGUGAGGAUGGGCAACCAAGCCCAGGUGUGGAUACCCAGAUCUUUGAGGACCCACGGGAGUUCCUGAGCCACCUGGAAGAGUACCUGCGGCAGGUGGGUGGCUCUGAAGAAUAUUGGCUGUCCCAGAUCCAGAACCACAUGAAUGGGCCAGCCAAGAAGUGGUGGGAGUUCAAACAGGGCUCGGUGAAGAACUGGGUGGAGUUCAAGAAGGAGUUUCUGCAGUACAGUGAGGGUACGCUCUCCCGCGAAGCCAUUCAGCGGGAGCUGGACCUGCCACAGAAGCAGGGUGAGCCACUUGACCAGUUCCUCUGGCGUAAGCGGGACCUGUACCAGACACUGUAUGUGGACGCUGAGGAGGAGGAGAUCAUUCAGUAUGUGGUGGGCACCCUGCAGCCCAAGUUCAAGCGCUUUCUGCGCCACCCACUCCCCAAGACCCUGGAGCAGCUCAUCCAGAGGGGCAUGGAAGUUCAGGACGGCCUGGAGCAGGCAGCUGAGCCUUCUGUCACCCCUCUGCCCACAGAGGAUGAGACUGAGGCACUCACGCCUGCUCUUACCAGCGAGUCAGUAGCCAGUGACAGGACCCAGCCUGAAUAGAGGGGCCAGCCCAGGGUCCCCAGCCUGCCUGCCACACCCAGUCUGUGGCUUUUGUCAACUAGGACUUGAUUGAGCUGGGGCUGACACCCAAGGGGAUGCCCUGUCCAGCCAGACACCUUCUCACCCACUGGCCUGACUCACAACUGCCACACAACCAUGAUUCAUGGACAUCAAGAAGCCCCUCUCCCAUAGGGCUCCCACCUGCCACCUACCCCUCACCUGUCUGCCCUAGUCCUGGCCCUGUCUCCAGUGGCCUCACCCUCUACACUCUCAGACCAUCAGAACACCUUUGGCUUCCUCAUUCUGCAUCAGUGUCCAGGGCCCUUUGGGUAGUCAAGAAAUCAAGUGUCUGAAAGGCAACGAAAAGUAGGCACCAAACCCAAGGGGCAUCCCAGGGCAGAUGCUAAAGCAGAAUCAGAGAUGGCCGAAGGAACCUCUACUUCCGGGGAUGCAGCCCGCUCCUACAGACACAGCAGAUCCAGCUGGUGCCCUACCUGCCUCCCAGAGCAACUGGCCAGUCUUGGGCAGCAUAGCUCCCCUCUCAGGGUGAGCUGAAGCAGCAGACCUGACGCGCUGGCGCCUCCUGGCCCCCAGUGAUUCAUACCAGUGAAGAAAAGCAGACUUCGGCUCCAUGACUCAGCCAUGCCAGGUGGAGGGUCCCAGAGGGGCUGAGUCCUCACCCCCAGCUGAGGCAGCAGCUGGAGUCUUCAGAGCCAGGAGAACGACACCAGGUCUCAAGCUGCUGAGAAGUCUUUCCGGCCAUGUCUGGAAGGGGUACCACCCCAGCACCAGCACCGUCCCCUCCUCUCUUGAAGCUGCCUGCACAGAGGUUCCAAGACACUUUCAAGGCAGAGAAAAUAGGAUUACAAAGAGGAGGUGCCUGGCAGAGGGCAGCACCCAGCUCAGCCUCAGAGCUGAAGGUGAAGACAAGCCAGCGUGAAACCCCGGGUCUGCCACGAAUGCCCGCUCCGCUGGCCACUCACCAGCUGCCUGCCACAAGCCACUGCAGCUUGAGCAGGGUCUGUGCCCUCUCAGCACAGAGCCCAGUUCGCUGCGUGGCCUUUGGCCCCCGCCAGAACCUUGCAGGAGCCUUAAGGUUCGGGCCCUAGCCCAGCCUGACCUUACCUGCUGUGCCCUGCCUGCCGGUCAAGUCCAGUCCCAGGAGACCCCAUGCCUUGGCUCCUAGGCUGUUCCAGGCACUUCCCUGACCUGCCGGGUGAUUGCCCAGCUGGAACCUCAUCCACACCCCAGCACCAACCACCUCGUGUUGGUAACUGCUCGUGUCUGCAGUCUGAGUAGGCCAUGUUGAGGUUCCUCCAUCUGCCUGGUCCAUUGGUGUUCUGAGACCAGUUCCACUGCUGUUCUGACAGAUCCCCCACCCUGUGCCCCUGCCAGCCCCCACAGGUUUAUUUUUGCACAUAAACCAUGACCCAUACUAAUUUGGCUAGCUCUGGGGACUAGGGAGACCCUGGAGAUCUCAAGAGUGUGGCUAUCCCCUAUUUUCACCAAGCCUUCAAUAUCCAGCCAGGCCAUCUGCCCACACCAUCUUACCUCAAAGACAGACAUAUAUAUAUAUAUACAUAUAUAUGAUUUUGUUAAUAAAACUAUGAAAUUUA
Molecule: messenger RNA, 3033 nt
Organism: Rattus norvegicus (Norway rat)
Lineage: Eukaryota; Metazoa; Chordata; Mammalia; Rodentia; Muridae
Gene: Arc
Product: activity-regulated cytoskeleton-associated protein
Biological process (GO): modulation of chemical synaptic transmission
Cellular component (GO): cell cortex; postsynaptic density; cytoskeleton
Molecular function (GO): mRNA binding
Source: RefSeq, a predicted model, not a curated record